CAAAAACCGAUCAGUAUAUUUCUAAGUAUGAGCGGUAAUGCACGGUGAUACUGACUCGGUCGAUUUUUUUUUUAUCGCAGGAACACGAUCGCGAAAGUGAAUUGUUGGAUUUUGUGGAUUUUGUUUUGAACUUUUUUUGUGUACAAAUUGGAUGAAUAUUUUUGAUUGUAACAUUAGAUCAAGUCCUCGUUAGAGAGGGGAGCCGUAGGGCACAAGGAGAAGAGAAAUCAAAGCGAACAAAUGAGAAAAAAAUGAACGUCGCUACUGGAAUUGUUUUUGUCUUCGUCCGUAGUCUGAUUGUGACUGUUAGCGUUGAAGGGGUGGAACCUUCGCAAUGUAUAGCUCCACUAGGAAUGGAAAAUGGACUGAUUAAAGACACUGACAUAACUGCAAGUUCCUCAUUCGAUCACGGAAACGUAGGACCACAUCACGGAAGAAUACGUAACGAAAUCAACGGCGGCGCUUGGUGUCCCUCGACGCAAGCCACUCCAGAAACUAAAGAAUGGAUUGAAAUUGAUUUACAUACCGUUCAUAUGAUAACUGCUACUGAAACGCAAGGAAGGUUUGGUAAUGGACAAGGUGUUGAGUUUGCCGAAUCUUAUAUGCUAGAAUAUUACAGGCCACGCCUAAAUAAAUGGAUCAGAUACCGUACCAAAACUAAUGGAGAACUUCUCAAAGGUAACAUAAACACAUACCUGGAAUUCAAAACCAUGCUGGACCCACCUAUUUGGGCGAGCAAGAUUCGAUUUCUUCCCUACAGUUCUCAUAAACGAACAGUUUGUAUGAGAGUUGAAGUUUAUGGGUGCAAAUGGUCUGACGGAAUAGUGAGUUACUCCAUGCCCCAAGGAGAUAGAAAAGGCAAUAGUUGGGAAUUUUAUGAUUUCACUUAUGAUGGACAUUGGGAUGGAGAAAAACUUAAAUAUGGCCUCGGUCAACUCACAGAUGGUCAAAAAGCUCCUGACGAUUUCAAAUUGUCCUUUCACCAAGAAGAUACUCAAGGUUGGGUUGGCUGGAGAAAUGAUACCAGAGACAAUAAGCCAGUAGAAGUGACUUUCGAAUUUGAUAAAAUUCGUGAAUUUACAGCCGUGCAUAUUUAUACCAACAAUCAAUUUACUAAAGAAGUACAAGUUUUUAGUACAGCGAAAAUUUUCUUUAGUGUUGGAGGUAAACGUUAUAAGGGAGAACCAAUCACUUAUGAUUCUUUUGAGGAUAGGAUCAUUGAAUCACCUAGAAACGUUUCAGUCAAGUUACAUCAUCGAGUUGGCAGAUUUGUGAAACUUCAACUAUAUUUUGCUUCGCGUUGGAUUUUGAUAAGCGAAAUAACUUUCGAGAGUUCUCCAGUGUCUGGUAAUUUUACAGAAGAAGAAGAACAAUUGGACAAUACUAUACAAGAAAAAAAGAAAGUGACUGUAAAGGGUGACAAUAAUAAAAAUGUGAUCAGUGCAGUGAACAAUCAACAAGGAAUUGGACAGUAUUUGGGCAUUAUUGUGGGAGUUUUUACGGUUUUAGUGUUGUUUAUGGUAGCUAUUGUUGUGUACGUUUUGGUGCAGCAACGGAGAUAUAAAAGCUCGCCUAGGCCUAGUCAGAUACCCGACAAAGCGGCUCUAUAUCGCACGCCAUCUUUAGGUCAUUUAACAACAACUUCUUCGGACUACGCCGAUUAUGCGGUGCCUCUACAAAGAUCUCAACAACCCCCGCGGACACCUCCAGAUCCUCUACACUUUUUCCCCAAACCUCCCUUAAUUCCGCCACCUUCGGAACAGUACUACGCAGCCACGGAUGUGUGUAAACCUCAAUUUACUCCACCACCUCCUCCGUUGAGUACGCCACCACCUGUGAGAUUACAGCGACAGCCCAGAUAUGUAUCUGGGAAGCCUUACAUAGGACCUUAAGUUGAUUUUUUCUGUGAUAAUAAUAAGCUAUACCCCUUAGAUGGCGCGAUCGACUAUCCUCAUAAGGCUGAACGUACCAAAUACUUAUAGUACUGCUUUAUUCCUAUAAGUUUAUUUUGCAAAUUUUUGUGUGAAUUAUGACAAAAUUGCUUCGAAUUACUUUUUAAAAUUUCAAGACAAUCCCCCUUUGAAAAUAAUAAAUGGACGAAAACAUUGCAAUGACAUUGUGGUAUCUUAUAAUGAAUAGUAUUAUUAAUAAUAAUAUUUAAAAAUUGUAUAAAGGUAAGUAAGAUUUUUAGUAUAGGAAAGAAAAUGUUUAUUUAUAUGUAAAAUAGAAAAUUAUGCUGGAUUUAUACAGGACAAGUAAGUUUAAAGCUCAAUUUUUUUUUAAACUUAACAUACCUGAACAUAAUCUUACAUGUAAUUUUUAUAUUUUGCCCAAUGACAUCUUAACACAGAUAGACACCCCGCAUCUCAUUCAUAAACUGAUGUUUGUUGUAAUGACAAUAAGACCCUCCAUGGGCCAGGAGAGGUGAGCUGCUCGAGGGGGGUCAUGGUGGGGAUGCAUCAGAGGUGUAAACUUCUGAACCCGUCAUUCACUUGACCAAAAUAAUGAAGGAACGCGCAUGAGUGCAACUCGUUUAUCUACCUCUAAUUCAUAUAAUAUAAUUAUGUUCGAUCGGCACAUUAACAUGCCAAUCGAAUCAACCUAAUUGGAGGGGAUACAUUGGAGGUGGAUAUUGACGACACAAAAUUUUGUUUACUGUAAUGUUUAUCUGUGUUAAUAUGUCAUUGAUUUUGCCUAAAAUAUUGUGAUAGGUAUUUUUGAUUUUUGAAAAAUAAUUUUUGUAAAUAUGUACAAAAUAAUUGAAAAAUACAUCUUUUGAGUUUAUGAAAAAUAAAAAAAUAUAUACAGGGUGUUGUCGCAAAAAAUAAUAUGUAAUUCUUAAGCUUGAAGUAGAAUGUAUUUUCUUUUUGUUGAAAAUUAUUGCUACUCGGAGUAUACCAUUUAUGCAUUCUGUAACAAUAAAUAAUGAAGACUCUCUUGAUGUGUACAUAUCGAUAUUAUUACGGUGUAUAUAAAUACAUAAUUUGUAGCUAAACUAAUACAUAAUAAAUAUUAUAUAAAAAUU
This is a messenger RNA of Ceutorhynchus assimilis (cabbage seed weevil), 3025 nucleotides long. NCBI's taxonomy places the organism in Eukaryota, Metazoa, Arthropoda, Insecta, Coleoptera, Curculionidae. The record is from the annotation of a GenBank genome assembly.